Molecule: messenger RNA, 1380 nt
Organism: Blumeria graminis f. sp. triticale
Lineage: Eukaryota; Fungi; Ascomycota; Leotiomycetes; Helotiales; Erysiphaceae
Source: the annotation of a GenBank genome assembly
AUGAAGAAUGUGGAAAACAAAAUUUUCCAUUCGUCUAAAGAAUCUUCGGAAACAUCGACAGAAUCAUCUUACUCUCUGCCGGCCCAGGCUGUACCUCUUUUGAAAGGUACUCAACAUCGUAUGAACCAAGCAGGCACAAUCGAUGGUGCACAAUCAGAUAGACAAGUUGAUUACUACAUCACGCGGCGAGAUGUUUCGACUUCAUCUCAUGACUGGUGCGAUAUUCUCGUGAUUGGAGAGUUAACAAAGUCCUCACCAGAUGAAUUUAUGCGAAAGUAUCUACAGCUUUCUGCGCUAAUGCGGGAAGUGUUUUUCGCACAGCCACUUCGACAGUUUGUGCACGGGUUUAUCCUCUUUGACAAGUCUCUUCUGCUCUGGGUAUACGAUCGAUCAGGGUCGUACUGUAGUUCACUUAUCGACAUUGGCCAAUCACCGCAGACGCUUGUGUAUGUGAUGGCAGCGUACAUGUCAAUGAGCGAUGCAGAACUUGGGAUUGACCCAAACAUUAAGUACGAAGCCCAUCAAACUACGGUUACGCUAGAUGUUCCGGGACCAGAGAAGACGCGCGAGCUUAGACUUUUUCUAGAACCAGUGGCACAGCCGACGACACUUGUGACCAGGGGAACCAGCUGUUACCGGGAUCUAGAUGGGGGGUAUAUAGUGAAGUUCUCUUGGAGAAUUGAAAGACGUGGAUGGCGCGACUCAGUAAAAAAUAGCCGACUUCGAGAAGGGCUGAUAUUCACUCAGACAAUGGUGAAAGAUACGCGUCCAAAUGACAAAGCCAUGGCCACUCCACUUGAGUUCACUGAUGGUUUUAUGUCAGAUCAAAAGAAAAGCACCAGCAAGACCACGAAGCGUAAGAUAAGGGGCGAGGUGAAAGAAGCCGGGACUGAAUAUGGACGGUCGAGUAAAAGGGCAAGAUCCUCAGCUGGAUCAUCAGUCAUGGCAGAAAGAGUCACGGAAAAUAGACCAUCUGUAUCGUUGAAUGUCAUCAUCGAAGAAUAUGUGUCUUGUGUUCCAGGCGAUAAAAGCACAAACAUUGCCGAAAUCUCUAUUGGAGGAGAUAGGCAGUCUACUGGGGAGAAACGGAAGAACGUGGAGAGCGACGAAGUCAACGGUCGGAUCAAGAGGCUUAAACUUUCAAGCAAUGAAGACAAUGGACCAACUAACAACCAUUCCGGCACCAGCAACCUUCCCGACAUAGAAAAAGUCAUUGGAAUCUCGCCCUUCACUUUCGGAAGUGACCAUUUGAAUGUCACACACGAUAUUAUUGGGCCCGAACUCAAGGUCAAGGUCAGGGUUGCAGGGAUCCGAGAUCGUCAGUCAUCGGGCUGCGUGAGGCAAUCAAGGCGCAUAGGUCACUACUCAAAGAUGCCAUGA